AUGCAUGAUAGGUUUAAUGAAGUGUCAACAAUACUAUAUGCCAAGAGACUUUUCCAACAAAUUUUGGUCGAUGCAUACACCAUGGUUGAAUCCAGCAGGUUGUUGUUUAUUAGGAACAAUCAAAAGGCUUUAAGGUGUGAAGCCUACAAAGGACUAUCCGAUGCAUUGACUAGAGGUGAAGUGGAUACAACCCGUCAAGGUAAACGAAUCAUCUUACCAUCAAGCUUCACAGGCGGGGCUAGGUACAUGAUUCAGAAUUACCAGGAUGCGAUGGCGAUAUGUAGACACAAGGGAUAUCCAAAUUUGUUUAUAACGUUUACCUGUAAUCCAAAGUGGCCAGAAAUACAAAGGUACUUGAAAAAAUGUCAGCUGAAGGCUGAAGACAUACCUGAUAUUGUAUGUAGGGUCUUCAAAAUGAAGCUUGAUUGUUUGGUUAAAGAGAUAAGGGCAGGUCAUCUCUUUGGUGUUGUCACAGCAGUUGUCUAUACUAUUGAAUUCCAAAAGCGUGGGUUACCACAUGCCCACAUUUUAAUCUUCCUUGAAAUAGUACAAAGCUUAUCCACAGCCGCAUGCAUGGACAAUUUCAUUUCUGCUGAAAUUCCAGACAAAGAGGAAGAUUAUGAGUACUACAAAGCUGUAGAAGAAUUUAUGAUUCACGGACCAUGUGGACUACACAAGACUACCUCUCCAUGCAUGGUGAACAACAAGUGUUCUAAACACUUUCCGAAGAAAUUUGUUGAGGUUUCUUCUUGGGAUGCUGAAGGAUACCCAAUAUACAAGCGUCCUGAUAAUGGUAGAUUUGUGCAAAAGAAUGAGGUCCAAUUAGAUAGUCGAUACGUGGUUCCACAUAAUAGAUACCUACUUCUCAAAUACAAAGCACACAUCAAUGUUAAAUGGUGUAACCAGUCGAGGUCAAUCAAGUACCUCUUCAAAUAUGUAUCUGCAUGCGAAGCUGCAUGGAGGCUCCUUAGCUACGACGUCCAAUUCAGGCAACCUCCCGUAGAACGACUUAGCUUUCACUUGCAAGAUUGUCAAUCUAUUAUAUUUGAGGACGAUGACAAGAUAGAAGAUGUUCUCAACAGACCCACGAAGGAUAUCAGACAGUGGCAUCCACGGAAAAGGGGAUUCGCAAUUGGUCGCAUCUUUUAUGUCCCUCCGGGAAGUGGUGAAAUAUAUUAUUUGAGAUGUCUGUUGAAUGUAGUUCGGGGUCCUACAAAUUUUGAAGACAUCAAGACCUUUCAAGGUGUCACAUAUCCGACUUUUCGAGAUGCAUGCUAUGCAAGGGGUUUGUUAGACGAUGAUAAAGAAUACAUCGAUGCAAUCAAUGAAGCAAGCGAGUGGUCUACUGCAAAGGCAAUGAGAAGACUUUUUGUAAUUUUAUUAACGUCCAACUUGGUGAGUAGACCUGAAAAUGUUUGGAAUGCAGUAUGGCAUCACCUUUCAGAAGACAUGCAAUACAACAGACGAACAGCCUUGCAGGAUAAAGAUAUUUGUUUAUCGGAGGAGGAAAAAAAGAAUUUAGUAUUGAUUGAAAUUGAGCGACUGUUACAGUUAUACAAUAAGUCUUUGAAAGAUUAUCCUCAAAUGCCAAUUCCAAACUUUGACGAUUCAUGGUUAGUUCAUAAUCGUUUGGUUUUUGAAGAGAUGGCUUACGACCGUGCUGCACUAGGUAAGGAGACCGAACAAAUGGAGGAGCAGCUAACUGAUGAACAAAGAGUGGUUUAUGAUACUGUUAUCAAUGAUGUAAGCCAAAACAUGGGUGGUCUGUAUUUCGUUUAUGGCUAUGGAGGUACAGGAAAAACAUUUGUUUGGAAUGCAAUAUCAUGCAAGAUCCGAUCCAUUAGAGAUAUUGUAAUAAAUGUUGCGUCAAGUGGCAUCGCAUCACUGUUACUACCUGGAGGAAGAACAACACAUUCUAGGUUUGCAAUACCAAUUGUGUUAACAGAGGACUCCACAUGCAACAUCAUUCCUGGCAGCCAACUUGCAGAACUCAUGACUAUGGCUAAACUUAUUAUAUGGGAUGAAGCACCAAUGAUGCACAAACACUGUUUUGAAGCUCUAGACAGAACUAUGCGCGAUCUAAUGAGAUCAAAAGAUCCUCACAGUGAGGGGAAAACCUUUGGAGGAAAAACAGUUGUAUUUGGAGGUGACUUUAGACAAAUACUGCCAGUCAUUCCUAAAGGAUCUAGACAAGAUAUUGUCCAAGCAACAAUAAAUGCUUCUUAUCUUUGGGCAACAUGUAAAGUACUUAGGCUGACCAAAAAUUUGCGACUAAAUACCAUGCAACCUGGGGUUAAUAUGCAACAAGUUCAAGAAUUUGCAACAUGGUUAGCUGAUAUUGGUGAUGGCAAAGUCGGAGGACCCAACGAUGGUUAUGCAAAUGUGCAAAUCCCUUCUGAGAUGUUAUUGCCAUCAUCUAGUGACAAUAUAUCAACAAUUGUUGAUACCAUAUUUCCAUUGUUCAAGGAAAGGGGAUGCGAUGAAGAGUACAUGAAAAGCCGUGCCAUACUAGCUCCAACACUUGAUGUCGUCAACGCCAUCAAUGAAUAUAUGAGUGACUUACAUAUUGCUGAGAGUAAGACUUACCUCAGUUGUGACACGGUAUGUAAAUCAGACUCAAGUAAUGGUGUACUUUCUGAUAUGCAUACUCCUGAAUUUCUAAAUGGUCUGAAAGCCUCUGGCAUACCAAAUCAUGCAUUAACGUUAAAGGUUGGAUCACCAAUAAUGCUCUUGAGGAACAUAGAUCACGCACUUGGACUUUGCAAUGGAACAAGACUAGUGAUUACAAGGUUAUCUAAUCACGUUGUUGAAGCAAAGAUUGUAACUGGGAACAAUGCUGGUGAGAUUGUUUUGAUACCAAGAAUGUCAAUGACACCAACUGAUAUAAGGACACUUACAAAUGUUCGGUAUAUUCCUGAUUUGAAACGCAAUCUGAUAUCCUUGGGUACCUUGAAAUCUCUGAGGUGCAAGUACAUAGCUGAAGGUGGAGUUCUGAAUGUUAUAAAAGGCUCUCUUGUUCUCAUGAAAACUUCUCGUUCUGAAAGCUUGUACGUGUUGCACGGCAGUACUAUGACAGGUUCAGUUGCAGUAUCAUCAUCAAUGUCUGAUGCUGAUCUCACUCAACUAUGA
Messenger RNA from Ipomoea triloba (trilobed morning glory), 3129 nucleotides. RefSeq lists its product as uncharacterized. Gene Ontology annotation, biological process: DNA repair; telomere maintenance. The record is from RefSeq and is a predicted model, not a curated record. Bases 1 to 3129 code for a protein of 1042 amino acids. Lineage: Eukaryota; Viridiplantae; Streptophyta; Magnoliopsida; Solanales; Convolvulaceae. The transcript is spliced from 6 exons. Gene Ontology annotation, molecular function: DNA helicase activity.